Messenger RNA from Columba livia (rock pigeon), 5664 nucleotides. RefSeq names its product TNF receptor associated factor 6 (gene TRAF6). Gene Ontology annotation, biological process: lipopolysaccharide-mediated signaling pathway; innate immune response; regulation of apoptotic process. The transcript is spliced from 8 exons. NCBI's taxonomy places the organism in Eukaryota, Metazoa, Chordata, Aves, Columbiformes, Columbidae. The record is from RefSeq and is a predicted model, not a curated record. Bases 357 to 1994 code for a protein of 545 amino acids. Gene Ontology annotation, molecular function: ubiquitin protein ligase activity; tumor necrosis factor receptor binding; zinc ion binding.
GGCGACAGGGGGCGUUGCAGCGGACGUGGUGCCUCGGUGCGCUCCGGUUGGUCUGAGCGACAGCCGCCUGUCGGCCUCCCGAGGAGAAGGCGGAAGUGGCGCCGGCGGGGAGCGGCCGGUGGGGCCGCGGGUCGGCGGUGUAGGGUCUUCUGCCCGUGGCUGUGGGGCUCUCUGCACACACUGCCAGCUCCUGACACUGAGGGUUUCAGUGCGGAAAGGUGUCUACCCUCCAUGGGGAUCUUCACACAUAAGUGAGGCGGCGAGAGGGAGACCACCCAAUUUACAGGAUGGCGAGGCUUGGUUUGCUGCAGAGAUUUGGGCAGUGAGCAUUUCUGUGUAGCACUUGAUUAGCUACUAUGAGCUUGCUAUAUAGUGAUAACAGUUGUGGAGCCCAAGACGUGGAAAGUGGCUGCUGUGCAGCCAUGGCCAGUGCCUGCAGCGUUGGAGCAAAAGAAGACAGCAUAAGCAUCAGCAGUGGGACUGGAAACCCUCCAAGUUCUUUCACAGAGGAACCACAAGGAUAUGAUGUGGAGUUUGAUCCGCCCUUGGAAAGUAAAUAUGAAUGUCCAAUCUGUUUGAUGGCUCUUCGGGAAGCAGUGCAGACACCGUGUGGACACCGUUUCUGCAAAGGCUGCAUUGUCAAAUCAAUAAGAGAUGCAGGUCACAAAUGUCCGAUAGACAAUGAAAUUCUGCUUGAAAAUCAACUUUUUCCUGACAACUUUGCUAAACGGGAAAUACUGUCAUUAAUGGUUAAGUGUCCCAACAAAGGCUGCAGUACGAAGAUGGAGCUGAGGCAUUUAGAGGACCACGAGUUGCAGUGUGAUUUUUCCACAGUGGAAUGCCCACAGUGCCAAGGAGCCUUCCAGAAGAACCAUCUGAAAGAGCACAUGACGCAGGAGUGUCCGAGGCGUCAAGUCUGUUGUCCAAACUGUGCCACAUCUAUGGCCUAUGAAGAUAAAGAGCUUCAUGACCAAACCUGCCCACUUGCCAAUGUAUUUUGUGAAUAUUGCAACACAGUGCUCAUCAGAGAGCAGAUGCCUAACCAUUAUGACAAUGAUUGUCCUACUGCCCCGGUGCCAUGUUUUUACAGUGCUUUUGGGUGUCCUGAAAAGAUGCAAAGGAAUGAACUGGCACGACAUAUGCAGGAGUUCACUCAGGUUCAUAUGAGAAUGAUGGCUCAGAGUUUUCAAAAUAUCAGUGUUACUGCUACAAAUCCUGUACCCUUCAUCAAUGGCCUACCCUUUGAACCUGCCCUCUUCUCACAUGUGUCACACACCGCAUAUGAUUGUAAUCCAGAAGUUGAAAACUUCAAAGAAACUAUUCAGCAGUUGGAAGGUCGUCUGGUAAGACAAGAUCACCAAAUCAGAGAACUCAUUGCUAAAAUGGAGACUCAGAACACUCAUAUGGCAGAACUCAAACGUACAAUCCGCAAUUUGGAGGGGAAGAUUAGUGAAAUGGAGGCACAGCAAUGUAAUGGUAUUUAUAUCUGGAAGAUUGAGAACUUCAGUGGACUUCAGAAAGCCCAGGAAGAAGAGAGACCUGUUGUGAUGCACAGUCCUGGAUUCUACACUGGAAAGCCCGGCUACAAGCUGUGUUUGCGCCUGCAUAUUCAGUUACCAAAUGCUCAGCGUUGUGCUAAUUUUAUAUCUCUGUUUGUCCACACUAUGCAGGGAGAAUAUGACAGCCAUCUGCCUUGGCCUUUUCAAGGCACUAUACGACUUUCUAUUUUGGAUCAAUCAGAAGGCCCUGAAAGGCAGAAUCAUGAAGAAGUAAUGGAAGCCAAGCCAGAAUUACUAGCUUUCCAGAGACCAACAAUUCACCGCAAUCCAAAAGGUUUCGGUUAUGUGACAUUCAUGCACCUGCAAGCCUUGAAGCAAAGAACCUUCGUAAAGGAUGAUACCCUUCUGGUGCGCUGUGAAGUUCUAACGCGUCUAGAUUUAAACAGUCUCCGCAGAGAAGGAUUUCAAGCUCGCAGUACGGAUGGAGCUAUGUAGCCUGUAAGUCUUAAACAGAGUAAUGGAGCCACUAGUCAUGUUCUUCCACCACAGAUUACAACUGUGUGUUGCAUUUCUAAAAGACCACAGUUGCCAACAUAGUUGAUCUUCACCUAAAUACAGCUUUGUUGUUGCUGAUAUACUUCUUUUUUCUGUACAAGCUCAUAUGUUCAAAUAUUUGGUAUUGUUCUCUAUUAAAGUAAUAAGCUACUUCUAUAGCAAACUAACUGAAUGAAGUGGUAUUAAUCAAAACUGUCAACAAGAAAAUCCUGUUGAAGUACCUGUACAUCUCAGUUUGGUAAAACAUGAGUAAUAUUAGAAAAGAUCUGUAGAUCUUUUUGCCUCAGUGCCUUGAAAUUGAUACUGUAGCAGGGAAGUAGCUAAAUUAAUAAAGAUGAGGGUUGGUUGGUCUGUUCUUUCGUUUGCUUGUUUUCACAGAGCUUGGGAAAGUUGACACAGUUGCUAUAUUGACUUAUGUAGAAUUUUGAAUUGCCUAUGCUUCCCUUGAAACCGGAAGUCAGGUUAAGACUUUGCUCACAUAACCUAGGGUUGAAGUAUCCUUUGACCCUUCCUUGCUGCUGAGUUAGCUUCAGGAAGUUACAUGUCGAUGUAGAGUUGAUACUAGUAGUUCUGAAAGACAUGUCAUAGUGUUGUGGAGAAGGCUAAAUGACUGAGCUGAGUUCACUGAAGAAAUAUUUGUAAUGUGCUCUGAAAGCACCCCCCCCAAUUCUCUUUAUCUUGAUAAAUAAAUAUUAAUAAAUAUUUUUUGUGUGUUCUCCAGGCCCAGAAUGUCUAUCAGCAGAGAGAUAAAAGUGUAGUGUUUGAAUGAGAUACCUUUGUGCUGGUGGAAUCUUUUCCUAGUGCUACAUUUUUCAGGUUGUGAGUGGAUACAUGAGCAAAGGUAUGUACUAACUAGACAGGAUGAUAGAGAAUUUGUUUUACUGUUGUUGAAACCUGAAUUAGUACUAAAUCUGAACUUGUGAACUGCAUCUGUUUGAGUGAUCUCUUGGUGUUCUGGAUGAUGUAUGAUCUGUGUAAUCUCCUAUGAAUUCUCAGUGGACAGGUGGCCACAUCAACAUCCAGCUGUCACGGGUAUUUCCCAUCCCUUUAGACAAUAGAAGCUGGGCCACCCUUAACACUUUGGAAAGGAAGAAAAGCCCUAAUAAUUAAUAUUAGACAACAUAAGAAAAAACUGCAAUCCUGUUUGCUCUUAGGAAAAAAACCUGGCUUCCGUAGCUACUCAUUUACCAAACACUAGAGUCACUAUGUCAAGAAUUCAUGAGCUUCAUAACAUGUAUUGUUUUCUAUACUGGUUGUAUGCCGUAUAAAUGUUAGUUUUGACCAGUCAAAUCUGAGUAGUUCAAGGCCACUGGUGCUAAAAAUUUUAACUUAUGGUGCUGAUAAAGUUCUGAAUAUUGUCUUUAAAAGGAGGGAAGAAAAAGGUUUUGUUCACCCCAUAACUUAAGGAUACAGUCUGAUACUGGAGAAAGAAAUAAGCCCUAUGUCAGCGUAUGCGUGUUAUUUCUCCAAACUAGUGAAGACACUGAUUCUUAAAAGAUACUGGAGAGUAUUCCAACUGUGUGGCCUCAUCAAAGCAAUCCUAUGGGGAUCAUCGGUGGGGAAAGUGCAUAUGCUUAAUAUAUACAAGGCUAAUAAAAGAUCACUAUAGUAUAUUGAUUUUGGAGGAUACUCUCCCUGCCUGCAUGAGAUUAAAAGUUCCAGGACCCAACAAAUGACUUUGUUUAUCGUAUCCAGAUGAAUAAAAUUUUUUUUGCAGAUAGAGGCUAUUAGCUCAAGAAGGAUUGCAUUGAAUGGAGUAGUCACUACUGAAAUGUGAACUUCCUGGCUAAUGCUAAAUGCAGUCAGACUUAUUUAGUGUGUUUUGUGUGUUUAGAAGACAGGUGUGUAUAUAAUGCUUUAAAAUUGUCUUUUUAAACCUCUUAAGUAUUUUUUUAUGCUGAAUAACCUCAUCCUAUUAGUUGUCUUCAGUUAGAGCAUUCCUAGUAGUUAAACCAUUCUUAACCAAGUGCUUUAAUGUACAUGGCAGUGCCCAGACCCACUGUAUACAGAAGGCACUGUACACUAGUUCUCCAAUCACUUUCAAGCUCUUGUUAGUUAUCCAUGUUUUCCCAAGAUGCUGAAAGACCACCUUUCUUUUUUCGGGGAGGAGAGGUGCGGGAGAGGGGUGCAGAUGAGACACUUCUAAUCUGAGAGCUUCUUCCUGCCCCAGUUCCUUUCUCAACCAUAGUGUUAUCAAUAGAAAUUUCCUUAGUCUGUGUUCUAAUAGACCUGGUAAGUGCAUUAAUACUUUCUUUCCUUUUGAAGCUUUGCAUUAUGAACUGAAUUUUGCUUUGAGCUCUAUCUGAUGUACUUCUGCCUUGGGAGGAAACUCACUUUGGUGGCAGGUUCAGGAGUUUAAAUUUUUCAGGUUAAUAUUAUACAACAGCACAAACCAAUAGGAAAUAGAAAGCUACUGCAUAUAUAAUACUGUAUUAGCUACAGUAAUAUGAAUGCCUUAUUCACUGCUGCUAUUCUACUGGUUUUGUAUUUUAAUAUUACCAAGUAGAACUCUGACUGAUGCCAAAUUACUGUAAUACCAGAGUUUUACAAGAGACUUUCAGAGCUAAUUUGCUAUCAGUUACAUCUUUGUCAUGAAAAAUUAUAAAUGUUAAGGAAAUGUCUAUUCAUCAACUUGUUCCACUUUCUUCUUCCCCCACCUUCCAAGCUACUCUUCAUUUUAACUGCAGUUCCAGAGCUUUCUCGUACAAAUAAUAUUAUUUUCAAGUAAGGGAAGAACUAUUGUUACCAUCUCAAUUUAUAGUCUUCAUGACCACUGUCUUUUAUUCAAAUUUUUCGAAGGUUAGCAUGAAGAGAUUAAGUUUCUAUGUGAAAAUGUAUUUUCACUGAAACAGCCCCUUUUAUUUUCUCCUCCCUGCAAAUCUGAUAUUUUCUUCUGAGAAAUCAUGGUGGAUCAAGGUAUAAUUGCUAGAACUACUUAAGUGGAAUCAGAAAGGAAUGCAGUGUCAAGAGUUGUCUCUAAAAUAAGUAUGUGUAUUUAACCAGUUUUCUGUGUAAUUUCUUGAGUUCUGUAACUCUUGAGGCUUUGUACCAUUAUCUCAAGGUGGUUUAGAAAGUGGCCUGGCUUCUUUUAUCUUCCAAUUUUCUGUUGUCUAGAACGUGUUUUAAGUCAGCCAUGCUUAGUAUGUGUAUUUGCAAAGCUGCUAUGGCAUAGAUUUGCGAAUUAUAAUAUAAUGCAAAUGUGGGUUUGCCUCUGAAUGUCUUCCCUGCAGGGCAGGGAAAAUUAUUUUACUAAAAAUGUUGGUAUGUAAUAUAUAUGUGGGAGCUCAGAUGAUGUGAGAUGUAUAGACUCGUUUUUUAAGUGGUCUCAUGGUAUGCCUGGUUAUGUUGAUAUCAAGGGAUUAAACUUGCUAAUGAAGUAAGAACAGAAAUGCCACCCUGAUGUCAUGUAGAGUCACUUUCACAUCAAAUGUAUUGAUGAUGGAUGCAAAAGAUUAUUCUAGGAUCAGUGUUAAAGGUUAGUAUUGAUUUGAACAGAAUGAAAGUACUCCUAUUCCCUUGGAAGUACUGAUAGAUUGUUUAAUAUAUUUUGUAAUUAAUGCAAUGCUAUAUUUCUGACAUGAUUUUAAAAAAAUAAACUAAUAAAACUGUG